Colletotrichum gloeosporioides is the source of this 1059-nucleotide messenger RNA. RefSeq lists its product as uncharacterized. NCBI's taxonomy places the organism in Eukaryota, Fungi, Ascomycota, Sordariomycetes, Glomerellales, Glomerellaceae. The coding region runs from base 1 to 1059 and encodes 352 amino acids. The transcript has 4 exons. The record is from RefSeq and is a predicted model, not a curated record.
AUGCGACUCUCGCUCGGUAUUCUGUUGAUUACUGGGGCUGCCAGGCUGACUGUUGCAUCUCCUUUCACCGAUGCUUUGGCCGCUGCCCCCGCCUGUGCUGUUCGUCAAUCCGUCACAUGUGCCAUCACUGCCCUCCCGCAGUCUCCUUGCACGAUCGAAAACACGACAUGCCUGUGCACUAACCCAACAUUCAAUGGUCUUAUAGGCGACUGCGUCCAGAAGGGCUGCACAAUCAAGGAAGCUCUCACUGUUCAAAACCUGACAUGGUCAGCAUGCGGGUUCCCUUCAACGGACAAGAGGCAUAGCGCAAGAUACACGAUAGGAUGCCUGAUAAUAUUACCCAUUAUUUUCAUGGCUAUUCGCCUGGCUAGUUGGGCCUUCCGUUUGACGCCAUGGGGCGCUGAAGAUACAACUGUCAGCCUGGCAUUCGUAUGUUGCACUACUCGAAACAUCGUUUGGCCUCCCGAUUUCUCAUUCAAUCAGAUCCUAUUCGUACCCUUUCCCACAUUGGUCCUCAUUAGUAAGUUUCUCAGUGGACAAUCUUCAUUGAAACUCCGGCUUACCUUUGCAUUAGUGCUCUCCUACGGCCUCGGACGAGAUAUAUGGGUUCUGCAACCCGAUGAGGUGACUAUGUUUCUGAAGAACCUGAGAAUUAAUACUCGGUACGAGCAGCUUGUUUUCAUCAUACAAUUCUUUUACAUAGUCGACCUCGCAUUGAUCAAAGCAUCGAUACUCUAUCUUUAUCUCCGAGUCUUUCACAUGAGCUCAAUUCGAACCGUCCUCUGGGGAACUCAAGUGUUCAACUUUAUUUUAUGCACUUUGUUUGUGUUACUCAGUAUAUUCCAGUGCCAACCCAUACAACACUACUGGAACGGCUGGGAUGGUGAGCAUGCGGGUAAAUGCCUCAGCCUACAGGAUAUUGUACUCGCACACGUCGCCAUCAAUGUCGGCUUGGACGUGUGGAUGCUCAUUCUUCCACUCACUCAGAUAUACAAACUUAACAUGCCGCUGAGGAGGAAGAUUAGCGUGAUGGCCAUGUUCAGUGUUGGGAUUUUAUAA